Odontomachus brunneus is the source of this 2300-nucleotide messenger RNA. Its product is annotated as protein CNPPD1. The record is from RefSeq and is a predicted model, not a curated record. The transcript has 5 exons. Lineage: Eukaryota; Metazoa; Arthropoda; Insecta; Hymenoptera; Formicidae. Gene Ontology annotation, molecular function: cyclin-dependent protein serine/threonine kinase regulator activity; protein kinase binding. Bases 206 to 1489 code for a protein of 427 amino acids. Gene Ontology annotation, biological process: regulation of cyclin-dependent protein serine/threonine kinase activity. Gene Ontology annotation, cellular component: nucleus; cyclin-dependent protein kinase holoenzyme complex.
AACUCCAAAUUUGUCUUGGCUUCUGCAGGCCUUUAACCUAAAUUAUAGGGCACGUACAUGUGCAGGAUAUAUAGUGCAGUUUGUAAUCAAAUUUUUUUUACAAAUUCUUGCAUUACACUCAUCAACGUAAUUUAUUCGCAACUAUACAGUAUUCCUGAAGUAAUCUCAUAUAGAAGUUCCUAGUAUUUACGGAUAUUUAACAUUAAUGAAAAUUCUUCAAAAUACAGGGAAUAUGCCGACGAAAAUACAGGAUCUGAGAAGUACAGAGUUCUUGAAUCACAUUAAGAAAUCAUUAUACUACCCUACAAAACCAGUGACCAAUUACUUAUCUUUACCACUUUUAGAAUUAGCAUCUGAGUUCUUCACAGAAGCAAGUGGUCAUCUACUAGAAAAACUUGAUAUGGAAGAAACAAGUAGAAUAUCUAAUGCUAUAAGUGCUUCCCCUUGUGCACUUGUGCUAGCUCUACUAUAUGUUGAAAGACUGAAAAACUGUAACCCCAAAUAUCUUCAACAAGUAGCACCACUCGAACUAUACUUAAUAUCUUUGAUGGUGGCCAGUAAAUUUCUACACGAUGAUGGUUCAGAAGACGAAGUUGUGGAUGCAGCAUGGGCAAUUUCAGGAAGGAUAACCUUGUCUAGAACAAUUAAAUUAGAAAUGGAGUUUCUUAAAGCAGUUAACUGGAUGGUGUUUGUGCGGGAAGAAACGUUUUGGGAAAGGCUGGGACAAUUGGAGAAAGAUUUGGCUUAUCGGCAAGUGCAGAAGCGAGGCUGGUGCUCAUAUACCGAGCUAAACUGCCUUAUGAAUUCUGACCAAUUGAUUGCAAUUGCGAACUCUCUUGUACUAGUCUGCGGUAUCUGUCUGACGGCCUAUGUAGCCUGCUUCUUAAUUAUGUUUGGAAGCACACUUGUUCUUGAGACAGUCACUUUGUGUUGCAUUUGGUUUGUCCGGUCGUGGCAGUUCGUGGACUUAAACGAAACGAACGUUACAUCGUGCAACAACAUUUCGCCGAAUCCUCUCAUUGGUGCGCGAUCUUGUGUGUUCAAUGACGAGCAUAUGAUGUCUGCUUGUUCGUUGUCCGACGACUACAAAGAUGAGGAUCAUAUCGUCGCAAAAAUCCAAAAUAGGAGCGAUUACGUUGGUAAUGAUGUUAACAACAGCGACGACAGCAAUGACAGUUGGCAGUGGUGGUUGAACUCGACCAUGACUUGGUUGGCCGAAUACUCUGAUUCUAAGAACUGCAUAAGCCAGAUCAUCAAGUUUGAUGACACUCAAUCAAUUUUCGAUAACACAAAGUUUUCGUUUAAUUCAACGCAAAAGCAGAGGAUAAGGAACACUGAGGACUUCAUGCUGCAUUGUCAAAAAGUGCUAUUCUCAAUUCUGAAUCAGUUGACGACAUUUGGGACAAGAUUAAUCUAUUUACAUCGCAAGAUUUUUUCAAAAUCAACUAGUAUUGAUUUUUUAGUUCAAAGUCGACGGUUCGACCGUUAGACAAAGGUUUUUGGGAAAGAAAUUUAGAUAUGCAUACGUGUACGCGUGCACGUGACAAACAAAUAUAUAAAUAUAUAUAUAUUUUUAUAUCAACUUUUAUGCAACGUUCGAUACCAAUAGACGCGCUUUUUCAUUAUUUUUAUCUUGUACCGAAUAUUUGUAAUAUAUAUUUUUUUUUCUUUUUUUUAUAUUUAUAAUGUUGUUAUUAUUGGUUUAUAUCAAAGUUUUUUCUAAUUAUUGAGAAAUCUUUUAUCUAUUAAUAAUAAUAAUUAUUAUAUAAACUUUGUUUAACACACUUUAUAGAUUUAUACAUUAAAUACACUUAGUAAGAUAAAAGUCGUGUUAUUGUAGUUAAAGAUGAAAUGUUUGUAGAGGAAUUUGUGAUAAAGUGCUUAUUGCAAGUGCAGGACGGUUACGGCCCCCUAAUUCACAAGUGAAUUAAUUAUAGCUUCCUAAUUUUCGAACAUAACAUCCACUGGCGUUCCCUCUUCUUUAGACAAUUCAGCUACCGUUACGGAAAAGCGCGGCUAUCGGUAUAGGCGUCAUACCCAGGAGACAUCCAAUUGUAACUCCAAUGACUCGGCCCUGUACAUUAAAUGAAGAGUUAACAUAAUUUUUCGUUGAUAUUAUUCAAGGGGGCGACGGUAUAAAAUUUUCGUAAAUAUAUUAAAUUCCAACACAAAUUGUUAAAUUAUUGAAUGUGAAAAAUUAAAUACUCUACUUUCUAUUUGAAAAAUCCAGGAGUCAGUGAUAAUUUGCAAAACAACGCGCGAUGGUUCAAAAUAAAGUUACGAGCUCUUUCCAGCAAAAA